AUGUGCAGAUCCCCAAGUUGCAAUGAUAUUGGUAUGAACAACACUGCCGAUGAAAGACGGGCAGCCAUGUUGUUCUUCGAAUCUGUUUCUGGACUCGACCAUUCAUUUCACAUCAGGAGUGAAGCGACCCAAGACCACUACAGGCACAUCGUCGAGGACUUGGAUCGGCUCACAGCAAUGUUCACAUAUGCAGAUGAGCAGCAGGAUGCAGCAGUCAAGAAGGAGGAGAAAAAGCAGAAACGCAUACAACAAAUGGAACUGGCUUUUAGCAUCAUCACGGCUGUCUUCCAACUGUUUACCACGGCUGCCAACAUCCUGAAUUAUAGGCCAGGAACUCUUACAGCUAUGUUCAACAAGUUCCCUAGAGCACAAAGUCUUGCCAAUAAAUGGCAGCGGGGUCUUAGUGCGAUGAGUAACAAAUUCCCAAACGCUAGCAGGCUUGCAAAAUUUGCGAGCCGCAGGAAACCCGGCGAUGGCCUACUUCGCGAAAAGUCAAUCGAAAACUCACAGAAGCUGUGGACAAUUACCAGCGGAGGUUGGCUAGGUAUGCAAGGUUUGACCAAGGAAGUGGUCAAAGAGAUCAACCACAAGAAAGAUCUCCACGGGUUCGAAAAGACUCUGGAUUCUGUACGUGCGGCUUUGGUUGAGCUCGACACCUUUGCAGUUGACGAAGUGCUGGAAGGGAUGGCACUCCUUUCCUUGGGCUACGAAACGCACAAUGGUCAUAACAUCGUCGAUCUAUUCGAAAAAGACUUUUUCUUUGGUGCCAACGUUUACUUUCGGGCCUGGAUUCAAUAUGUAAUUGGGAUGAAGUCCUACGCUACCAUAAUAAGCGCCCUUUGGAAAACUGAGGGCGUAUACAUCGUUGAGAGUCUUACUCAUUCUGGUCAAAACUGCGACCAAGACAACCGGGGACCAAGGUCCAACAAAGUGUGCCUUGAAGAACGUCCCAACAGAUCAUACUGGACUUACGCAAUGUCCAACUACGACGAUAAGAAGACACGAAGUCCUCCAGGAUGGGAAUUCCUCACAAGCGAAGAGGGAUUUCAUGGUCUCUACGAGACUGACGUAGUUAGAUCCGCGCUUUGGCGAGGGGAGGUAUGGUACCCGCAUCGUGACAAGCAAGAGGAACUCGGAUGCCGCGACGAGCCUACAGCUCCUGAACCACCAGAGGUAUAUGCUGAAGGGGUGAACGCCACAAGCCCAUCUGAGUUAAAUCCCACGAAUGAUCUUGCCUCAGGAGCAAUACCACAUCUGACGGAUUACGGCAACGUUCCUGAUGGCUUUGACAUUCCGAUAUAUGCAACAUCCUGGGAUCAACCUACCAACUGGACCUUCGCAUACACAAAGAAGUUUAUCAAGGACGGCGGGCUGUAUAACUUUGACAACUACGGGAAGAAGUGCAAAAGCUGCGACAAGUUGGGCGCCAGUUGGAAGGCGUUACUGAGACUUGAUGAAGAGGAGAAGCCAGCGAAGCACAUGAAGGAGGGUUGGAAUGGAGGCUGCGAGCCCAAAUCGCACAAGUCUCACCCACUAGGGCAACCGCAGCUCAGCGAUCCGCCAGAGACAAGUUCAUCAGCUUCAUCUACACCCAACUCUUGCACCCCAACACCCACCCGAGAGCCCAUCGUCCAAGCUACAUCUGAACUCGUCGCUCACGAAACACGGUACCCCAAGAACACUCCCAAGAACAUAACGCGGCAGGGCGAGUGCAACGGACCAUACUGCAUCGUCGACACCGUUUACGUGAUCCACGAGCAGAACUAUGAAUACAGCGUUGACUCAUCCGUCCGAGUCAGCGAACACGGCUGCUACGCGGGUGAUGACUGGUGUUUUGAGCAAUCAGCGCAUGACAUCUGCGAGUACCCUGAUGAGGACGAGAUUUCAGAUGAGGACGAAUACGAGGAGGAAGAAGAGGUCGGUGAAGACGAGGACGAAUACGCGGACUUCAUUCAAGACCAUGAACCUCAAAAUGGCACGACUGCAGACGACAAAGGCCGAGACGGCAAAACCUCAGGUGGCGAGACAGCAAAAGACAAGGAACCCACUCCCGAAAAAGACGAGAACAUGAAGAAAUUUGAAGAGGAACACAAUCGCCAGAAUGGGCGACAGAAGUGUUUCUGCGGUGGAAAUGGUAAAGCAGGUCAACACGGCAUCUCGUGCUUCGAUAAGGGCGUCACAUCUAGGACGACGACCGUCAAGGGCAGGAUGAAGCAGACACACACACCGGGCAUUUCUGCAACUGGUGCAUCGAUCGCUUCUGGUGGCGGAGCCAUACCUACCACCCAGGCAGCUCUUCGCAUUAAGACCGUGUACGAUGCUGGUGGUGAGGCCGCACCCACGACGCAACCCACCCUUCGCAUCAAGACUGUGUACCAAACCAUGAAACGAGACGUAACGCUCCAAGCGACGCCAGAAGUGCCGAGUCUUGCUGUUCCAACGGUGGCUCCGGUGUUUUCUCCUAGUAGCUAUGGUUCGCUCGCUUCUCACUCGAGGGUGACGAUGGGCUGA
Molecule: messenger RNA, 2511 nt
Organism: Alternaria postmessia
Lineage: Eukaryota; Fungi; Ascomycota; Dothideomycetes; Pleosporales; Pleosporaceae
Exons: 6
Coding region: 1-2511 (836 amino acids)
Source: RefSeq, a predicted model, not a curated record